AACCCCCUCUGUAACUGUAUCCCUUCAAACUGACCAACACAUGAUGCAAGUGUUUAUUUUCAUUCAGCCACUUCAUGAAUCGGAUUGGUCAGUGUGGGAAGGGAAAUACUGUCCAGAGGCUUGUGUUUGUCAUGAUGGUGGAGUAAUGGACACAUGCUCAGUGUAUUUGAACAUGCAGUGCUGCAGAAAGCAAAGACAGGCAGACAAAUGAUUAAAGACAGAGGAAAACACAGACUUCUGUAACAACAGAUGAUCAAACAGAAAAGUCUGGACAGACAGACCAACAGACUGAGACAUGUCUCCUGCUGAGAGGAUGAAGGUGCUCCUCUUCUUGGCUUUGUUCUUUGGAGCUGCAGGAUUUUUGUUCAUGCUGCUCUCCUGUGGGACAGAGUACUGGCUGCUGGCUGCUGAGUCUUGUAGCCGAGCGGAGGACAGACGUGGGGCUUUAGACAGUGUGAGGAUCUUUCAUGAGGGUCUGUUUUGGCGUUGCUCCUUCAUGGUCACUUUCCACGAUUACUCUAUAUGGGACCUUUGGAUCUUCAAUCAGCCAUCGUCGAAGGUUUGCCAGGCCGCUUUCCUCUUCCCAUUUCCUGUUAAUGACCCAGUGGGAUCGUGGGUGGAGCCACAUGGUUUACCCAGAGAACCCUAUGAACAUCACUCUGCCAUUGUUUUCAGGACCUUCUGGAGCAUCUUUCUCGUCACAGGUGUGGCUGGUGUCGUAGUCGGUGGAUUUGCGGUUAUUUGUGCCGGCCCACUGACCAAUCACAAGCUCUAUAAAGUGGGCGGGGCCCUUCAGUUUUGUGGCGGCCUGUGUCUGCUGGCUGUGGUGUUGAUGUAUCUGAUGUGGGUCCAGGUCCUAGACACUCUAGAGCAGUUCGCCCUCCAUCAGAGACUCUCCAGCUGCCCCUCCUUCCACCUCAGUGUCCAGCAGGGUCCCUCGUUCCUCCUGGCUCCAGUGGCUGUCUUCUUCUGCCUGCUGGCCGGCCUGCUCUUCAUCUUGGUUGGCCGACAUGUCCAUCAGACGCAGCUAGAGAAAAAAAGCAAACGCUCUGAACUUUGAUCUCCCAUUGUUGAAACUCGGAAUCCUAAUGGAUUCCAAGACCACAACACACAGACAACUCCACCCCUCUAGUGUUUCCAAAUGGUAUUAAUGUCGGCACCGCUGUACUAAAGAAGGUCACCGUGUGUUAUUUGUUUAGAUUAUCAAACAAACAAUGAAUCAUCUUGUUUGUUUCUGGCUGCUAGCAGUAGCAUUAGCAACAUGGCUGUCACAUAGGUGUCCAUGAGAAGACUGUUCCUAGCUCUCCUCAUGUUAAGGAUGUUUUCUAUUCGCAGCAGGAUUAAGUAGGUGGAGUAAAGUCAAAUCAAACACCACCCACAGAAACUGAAAAGUCAGACAGCAGUGGCCACACAGUCUGACUGACCGGGGGGCACUCAGUGAUAACCAAAGAUGAAGACCAAAAUCACAAAUCUGGAUCUUUCCGAUUUACUCCACUCACUGAGGAUAAUUGGAAUCCUUAAUUUGAAAUUGGUCAUUAUAAAUGAUUUUUCUAAUCUAUUUAACAGAUCCCAUUGUGAUUAAUACUCCAAUACUCUCACUCUGCUUUUAUUAUAAUUGAUGAAUCAAUUUUGACUAAAGCCUGCCCGGCUGCUGGUGUGUAUGUUGAAGGAUUGAGUAGAUUGAGUGUGACCGGGCCUGCCUGUCAUUAGGACAUCAGGUUGAAGCUCUGACAUAUUGGGUCAGAGGGACAGAGAUAAUAAUAAAUUAGACUGUCAUAAUCCAUUUUCUGACAGGACGACCACUUCAGGGACAUCUGGUAGUGUGUGUAAAACACACAACAGCCACUAGAGGACAGUGUUGUCUCAAGUUAAUGUUUGGAGAGUUGUCCCAACCUCAUUAAAUCCAAAGUCCUCAUAAGGUUGUCCGACAAUGUAGAGCCAAAAUGCAGAGUUGCAGUGCAUCAGAUUAGGAUGGAACCAGGGGGGAAAUUUGUAAGUGUUAAUUAAUUCAACUGUAAUUUUCCUGGCAAACAAAAGAAAAUGAUUUUUUUGUUUUCUUCAAGUUCAGUAUAGUUAACAUUAUAUUUGAAGGAGGGAGGGAGGAGAAGGGAGGGUUGUGGAAACCUGCAGUCACACCUUGAUAAUUGGAAAAGGCAAACAGAAGUGAGACCUUGAGAUGAUACAGUGACAAAAUGGAAGGAAAAGGAGGAGGGGGGGAGGACAGGGAGAAAGAGUUAACACCGCUCAUCAGCGAGUCUUUCAAUAUUCUUUCAUGUCUGACGCUCCUGCACCUUUCCAUCCCCUCUCCUCUUAAUCUCCGCUGUGAACUAAGUGAGUAUAAUUACACCUGAGCGUGUCACAUUCACUUCCCCGGCCCUCACUGUGUUUAAACAUCUCUGUCACCUCCUCUCCGUCGCCACGCUGCUGCCACAGCCAACAGCCUGCGCCCGUUUAAAGGGUGAUCUUUUAUUUUCUAACUAAUACGAGGAGAUCCAGUCAUAUCACUUGGUUUCAAUCUUUAGAGAGCAGGAUCAUGGCAGAUUCAUUACUGGGCUCCAAGAGUGGAUGUGGUGCUGUUGUAGCUGUCAGACUUGGACUCAUAUACACACGUGUGUGUGUGUGUGUGUGUGUGUGUGUGUGUGUGUAUAUAUGCACACACUCCACCAGCAGUAGUAGCCACAUCGUUACACUGGGUCUUUGUCCUCAGUAGAUAGAGCUGUCUGCAACAAUUACCACAGGGGCAACACAUGACAACUGAAGACACAACUCCUCUCUAUUACGCCUUUUUAAAGACAUUUACCACAAAGUUUAAUUGAAUGUGGGGGUUGUAGUCAGAGCAAUACUCUGCAUUUGAAGAGUUUAAAGGGUUGUAUUAUUUUAUUUCUGGCCAAAAUUAAAAACAAAAGGGUGUAAACACUGUUUAUCUGCUCUGAAUUGCAGUUAGCAUGUCCAGCUAGUUAACCACCUAGCAUAUCAUUAGCAUAGCAAUGAUGAAUGACAUUAGUUUGUGGGGUUAAGAAAAUGUAUCAUACAUAUAAUACUAGGACAAACAAGCUCCACGCUACAAUACAAAGUCUUGUAUAUAAAUUAUUAACUUCUGUCACAAGAGACAUCAACAGAGGCCAGAGUUUUCAACCAACUCCUGGAGCUAACGUUAGCUUAUUUAGCUAGCUGUCUACAGCUGUAAAAAUCUGGUGGCAACAGUUGUGUGCUUUUUGUGUCUGAAAACAAGAGCAACGUUGUUUCAAAUUACAUUCUCCAAAUGUUUAUAUACACCACCAACAUGUAUGAAAAACAGCUAAAUGCAGGAUGUUAUUAAAGAAACAACAACAAACAUCUGAGUGGGCUUGAUGUGGAAACAUGCUACUUCCUAUACUGAUGCUGCUCACAUCAAUAAUGACCAUGCACGCAGGCUCAGAGUAAUGUAUGCAUAUAAUGCCACUGAAUCAAGCACAGUACACAGUAUAAAACACAAAUAAUGGUGUGUGUGAGGAUGUUUUCACAUCAAAUAUAAUGAGCAUCCAUGAAAAGCUGGAUGCAUCCUUAUCCCAUCAGCUCCCCUGAACCUCCCCCUGUUCCUUCUCCUCGUUGGUAUACGCUGCUCUACCUCCACAUUACCCAGAGGCCAACCCAGGGGGCGCAAUUAUUCAGGCCUUUGCUCAGCCAAGUAGAAGAAAUUAGCCUCUUCUCCCGAACCAAGACCUUCUAACCUGCACCAGGACCUCGGGCUGCCUCUCUGACUAGCAUGACCCCCUGUGACUUCCCUCUCCAGACCUUGUGUUUUCCAUACAUAUGAGCCUGGGCUGUCCAGAGCCAUGCUUGGCUGCCAUAUGGGCUCCCCAUACCCCGGCUGGCAAAGUGGGGCUGGGGAGCUGCGGGCUAUAAAAUCCAACACCCCCACACCUCCACUAUUGCCAUGCACCCCUCCUGGGAGGAUGCUGGUGUCCUCCGGCCAACGAUGUGCUUUUACAACAAUUCAAUAGAGUCUAAGAUGGUGAGCAGCUGGGCUAAGACAUGUCAUUCUUUGUGGCCUUUAUAAGCUGUAAUUAUGAAAGCAAUAUUGGAAAUUGAGUUUAGGAACAAAACUGGAAGUUAUGUAGCUCAAAAUCUACAUUUCAAAGUUUUCAAAUUACUGCAGGUCAAUAUCUAAAUGAGCAAUUACAGGGAAAAAAAGUUAUUAUGAGUGCUAUUAUGACAGGGUAUGUUCUCUGGGUGUUGGAGCAAAGAAUAAGAGCUUUUCUUCCUCCUCCUUAUUCUUCAUUUCAUCUUUUCUGUAAUUUGCCCCAUUCUUUUUCUUCAUUAAAAUCAUUUUGAGUCA
Messenger RNA from Lates calcarifer (barramundi perch), 4318 nucleotides. RefSeq names its product transmembrane protein 182. NCBI's taxonomy places the organism in Eukaryota, Metazoa, Chordata, Actinopteri, Centropomidae. The coding region runs from base 296 to 1060 and encodes 254 amino acids. Gene Ontology annotation, cellular component: membrane. The transcript has 5 exons. The record is from RefSeq and is a predicted model, not a curated record.